AUGGCGAUUCCUCCCCCUCUUCCUGAUGGACAGCAUCCCGAUCCUGCCUCUGUUCCAGAAGCAGCACCAGAGGCAGGUCCAUCUACACCUAAAUAUCACCUCAGUCAAACAUUGUCAGCUCAUAGUCGAGCUGUAACCGCUUUGAGGUUUUCGAAUGAUGGAGAGACGUUGGUCAGUGCAGGCGCAGAUGGGUAUCUACAUUUCUGGAACGCACAUUCCGGUGAAUACCUAAGAGGUUUUCGGGCCCAUAAGACAGGUAUAAACGACAUAUCCAUAUCUCCCGAUUCUCUGUACAUCUCAACAGCUUCCGAUGAUAACACCUCCCUUAUAUUCCCGCUUCAUCCUCCACCUGUUCCUCGGCCCCAGAAUGCGAACGAACCUCUCAAAACAUUAAUUGGGCAUACAGCACCAGUCUUAUCUAUAUCAUUCUCGCCCAAAUCGAAUUUACUAGUAACAGGCAGUUUCGACGAAUCAGCUAUAAUUUGGGAUGUGAGAAGAGGGAAGAUAUUGAGGAAUCUGCCGGCUCAUGCGGAUGCGAUUUGGUGUGUUGGGUGGGACCAUGAGGGCGCGAUGGUUCUAACGGCUAGUGCGGAUGGUUUGAUUCGACUAUGGGACGUAAACAGUGGACAGUGCCUGAAAACACUCGAUAACGAUACCAACUCGCCUGUCUCAUACGCCUCUUUCACCCCUUCGUCAUAUUUCCUACUUUCCUCCACGCUCUCAUCGACAUUGAGGAUAUACAACAUCCAUACAUCCAAGGUUCUCAAAACCAUACAGGCUCCGGGGGUUUAUAUAAGUGAGAAAUAUCCUUGUCCCGCCAUAAUAUUCGAAUCUCCACCUGUGUCGCAAGAACAAGAACAAGAUCAAGAUCAGGAUGGGAUGGAUAUAGACCAUAAUGAUAAUGGUAUCACAAAUGGUAAUAUGAAGAAGAGCAAAGAAUCGAAUCCAGCUUUGAUAGUAGCCGGAUCGGAAAAUGGCAAAAUCGUCAUAUGGGAUUUACAAUCCAAGAAUGUCUGUCAGGUAUUACAGGGACAUUUGAAUACGGUCGUCGCGAUUGCUGUACACCCGAAUGGACGUAUAAUAGCUAGCGGAAGUCUGGAACCUGAGAAGAGUAUAAGGGUAUGGAGAGUUGAUUGA
Molecule: messenger RNA, 1137 nt
Organism: Kwoniella botswanensis
Lineage: Eukaryota; Fungi; Basidiomycota; Tremellomycetes; Tremellales; Cryptococcaceae
Exons: 7
Coding region: 1-1137 (378 amino acids)
Molecular function (GO): protein binding
Source: RefSeq, a predicted model, not a curated record